Molecule: messenger RNA, 983 nt
Organism: Daldinia loculata
Lineage: Eukaryota; Fungi; Ascomycota; Sordariomycetes; Xylariales; Hypoxylaceae
Product: mitochondrial K+-H+ exchange-related-domain-containing protein
Exons: 2
Coding region: 1-843 (280 amino acids)
Biological process (GO): proton transmembrane transport; potassium ion transport
Cellular component (GO): mitochondrial inner membrane
Source: RefSeq, a predicted model, not a curated record
AUGAGAUUCUUUCUCCUUCCUAUCUCAACCCGGCGAACUCUGCUAUAUUGCCAGAAGGUUCAAGUCUUACCAAAAAGUAAGCAAACCUUAGUCGACAAGGCUACGGUUCGUGCUUCACAGCUUUGGUCUGACUGGGAGAAAAAAGAGAAUGGUUGGCAGAAGAAAGUUGUGGUCUAUGGUAACUCCCUAUUGAAAAGAAUUCCUUUCGAGGAAUGGGGCCUUAAAUCGGUACCUCCUCUAUCUACUAGACGGAGGGAAGAAGAAGUGCUAGGAAAAGACAAGAACCAUCUUAUUUACCCAGAAACAGUAAUACCUACAACAAAGGCGGUAAACGUCCUUCGAACCCUUGGGACAGAACGGGAAGCGUUACAUAGAACUAGGUUGAUGUGGUGCUUCAUCGGAAUGCCCAUCAGUGCACCGUUUGCUCUUGUACCGGUGAUCCCCAACCUGCCUUUCUUUUACCUGGUGUAUCGAGCUUGGUCGCAUUGGCGAGCCCUUGCAGGCGGCAAACACAUUCAGUUCCUUUGCGAAAAGAAUCUCUUAACUUUAUCCCCAUCGCCAGUACUCGAUUCGAUCUACGCUCCACUCCUCCCUGACCCUCUUGCUUCGAAAGAACAAAUAGCAGACACAGAUAGAGCGAGCAAAUCAACUGCCGGUAAUUCCAAAGAAUUUGCGGAGGAGCGAAUGCUACUUUCGCAAGAGAAUAGGCGACAGCUCGUAAAGGCGCUAGAAAUACCGGAGCUCGAAGUUGAACUUGAACGGGCGAUUUGGCAAGUCGAGACAGCGAUUCAAAAAGAACAGGAAGAGAAGUCCAAACCGCCCGAUACGGAGAAGCCAAAAUGACAUGGUACCGGAAUUCAAGCAAAUAGAUCUCGGGGAAGCUGGUGGCGAAAGGGUAUUUCAUGAUAACAAGAUCACGAAUUCAUAGAUAAUGAGAUACCCGGAUUUGGUUGGGGCAGAUAGAUAAACCGGCCUCGCUCCUC